AGACACAGCCAUCAACUAGCAACUGCGUACCACAGGGAGCGUGAUCAAUCUACUGUCGAGAACUGUUUCGGAAGCCACAAGAGGUGACAUUACAAGCAGACUCGAUGACACAGAAUAAUUCAAAGCUAGAAAGCACCGGAGAUAAUUUGCGCGGGACCCAAGGUAAAUCAAGGCCUUUCGAUAUGGCUAGAAUACCGGGCGCUUUGGACGACAGAGCAUGGGGGAUAUAUCCCCGCCGAAACUUAAGCAGCCAUAUAAAGAGUCUGAAUUUUCAGAUUUGGGCAAGGGAGGGCCAGAUUAGCCAUCUGCAAUGCCAAAUAGGGCCGCUCGAAAAUGACAUCAAGCAAUCAGAGAGCAAGAUUGAGCUGCCGCAAUUUCAGCUUGAGGAGCUCCGCUCCCUGAUUCAGCAGAAUCAAGGCGAUAUUGGGAAGUUCCGGGGACAAAGUUCGGAUUUGCACGCCCAGGUUGCACAGCAGUACAACCGGAUCUCGGACCUGUACUGCCGGCUCGCCCAGCUGCACUGCCAGAUUGCCCAGUUUCGCUCUCAAAUAGCCGAGCUGCACGGCAAGAUUGUCAUAGCAGAUGGUCUGGUUGCAGAGGGCAAGGCAACUGUGGACCCGGUUUCUCUUGAGUAUGCUUGCCUAUCGCUAUUUUAAGGAGUCAGCUCGACUUACAUUUCCACUAGAAUGGAAUUUCUCCGGAGAAAGGCAUAUCAUGUCGAUCCCGCUGCUAAUGGUGUCCGCUACUGCUCCCCCGAGCCCUUCAUUCCCUCAGGCUCACAGUGAUUGCUUUGAGUUAACUGGUAAGUCUCCCCUCUCCGUGAGGUUGGAUAGAAAUCCCGAUCGCGCUUCACAAUAGUCCAUUAAUGCUGGGCUAUAGCAGCCGCCCUCUUAGGCACGGGAUCUGGAAAAUUGGUCGAUAAGCUGGGCUCCUUGAGAUGUACUAGUACUAAGGUUCUAUGGAAAGGUCUUAUGGAUGUGGCUCGCAUAAUCGUUAUGGAAUUAUCAAGCAAAUUUUCCCCAGGACUGUUCCUCCUCGGCGUUCUGCUACCCUGUCACGAUCUCCUAGGGUGUGCCGAAAGGCCUUCUCGCUUGGUUAUUUUUUCCCUUAUACCGCACAUGUUAGUUCACCCAACUUCCUUUCCUACCUGGCUUUCAAGAAAUAGGGGGUGAGGUUGCUGGGGUAUUUAAUUCUUUUACUGCGCAACCGACCUAAAAUAUGGGCCGGUGAUGAAACACAUGCCGAUGCUGAGACCUGACUACCAGAGUGUAUGUUAUCAGCCAUUGUGUAUACCAGUUCAAUCCUGUAGUCCAGUAGACUUUUAUUCGACUGGUGUCCCAUUAGAAAAUUGUGCAGGGAUUCAUUUAUUAUUGUUCUGUUGACAGAAGCACUGUUCACACUAUUUCUGAAGGCAAUCAUUGCUGACAGAGCCUUACCUUCUUAGCGUUUAUCUCAGUCUGCUACAGAGAACUUUUCAGUACAUUACAUGUUCCAUCAACUCUUUUUUCAAUUCCUCUUUCUUUAUAUCUAUUAUUUCAAAAAAACCCCCCCCGAGAGAGAACUGAUAUCCUUAUUUCAGAUACUGUCACGUUUUUUUUACUUUGAUAUUUGUUCUUUUGAAGGAUUUAUUUCAUUGCCGGUUGGCAUGUGGUUGGACGGACCUGGUUUUAAGAAAGUUGAGCCAUAUUGACAGUACACUGCUUCGGAUCUCCAG
Molecule: messenger RNA, 1714 nt
Organism: Tuber aestivum (summer truffle)
Lineage: Eukaryota; Fungi; Ascomycota; Pezizomycetes; Pezizales; Tuberaceae
Source: the annotation of a GenBank genome assembly